Molecule: messenger RNA, 294 nt
Organism: Gaeumannomyces tritici R3-111a-1
Lineage: Eukaryota; Fungi; Ascomycota; Sordariomycetes; Magnaporthales; Magnaporthaceae
Exons: 3
Coding region: 1-294 (97 amino acids)
Source: RefSeq, a predicted model, not a curated record
AUGCGAGCCCGCCGUCACCUUGUCUUCACCUUGCCAUCGACCCUGGCGCGGUGGUGCCCGCGUACCGGUACCCACGCUUUCCAAGGUCCUUCUUUCUUUUGCGUAGCCCAUACGUGCCGCCAGCCGACUGUUAGCAGCGUAGGUAAUGCCAGCCUCCGCGAUCACGAGCAGGGCGAACCCGCCCGCCCAGCUUGCGCGGCGAACGUCACGGCGCACGGUCUCGAAUGCGGUAGCUUAAUCGCCGGGCCUGCCAAAAUCACGACCGGCAUCUCCGGCAUCCUCAACCUAAGUUAG